UCACAUGCUAAAGAUGUUUAAAAAAUAUUUUAAUUUAUUUCCUUCCAUGGCGAGCUCAUUGGUCUUUAUAGUUUUAGGUCUAUUCAUGGCCAUGGGAAGUUUAACUUUUGCCCCUCAAGCAGAGGCAGCUCGAGCUUUCUUUGUUUUUGGUGAUUCGCUUGUUGAUAAUGGCAACAACAACUAUCUGGCAACCGAUGCUCGGGCUGACUCGCCACCUUAUGGCAUUGACUACCCAACUCAUCGUCCCACUGGGCGUUUCUCUAAUGGCCUCAACAUUCCUGAUUUUAUCAGUAGGCAGCUCGGCUCAGAAUCGACAUUGCCAUACUUGAGCCCGGAGCUCAAUGGAGAAAAACUACUUGUUGGUGCCAACUUUGCUUCUGCUGGAAUUGGAAUUCUCAAUGACACCGGUUUUCAAUUUGUAAAUAUAAUCAGAAUGUUCCAGCAAUUUCAGUACUUCCAAGAAUACCAAAACCGACUUGCAGCUCGUAUUGGAGCUCAACAGGCUCAACGGCUAGUUAAUAAUGCACUCGUCCUCAUCACCGUUGGUGGCAACGAUUUUGUAAACAACUACUUCUUGGUUCCUUAUUCCGCAAGAUCUCGCCAGUAUUCUCUUCCAGAUUAUGUCAAGUUUGUCAUCUCUGAGUACAAAAAACUUUUAGCGAGGCUGUAUGAACUUGGAGCACGUAGGGUUUUGGUGACAGGGACGGGGCCAUUGGGCUGUGUUCCGGCGGAACUAGCCAUGAGAAGCAGAAAUGGGGAGUGCGCUGCUGAUUUGCAACGAGCUGCCGCCUUGUUUAAUCCCCAACUUAGUCAAAUGGUUCGGGGGCUCAAUAGUGAAAUUGGUUCAGAUGUCUUCGUUGCUGUUAACACAGAACUUAUGCAAAAUGACUUCAUUACUAAUCCUCAAGCAUAUGGAUUUACCACUUCGAAGAUAGCAUGUUGUGGGCAAGGACCUUACAACGGUCUGGGACUGUGCACGCCGGCAUCAAAUUUGUGCCCGAACCGGGAUAUAUACGCAUUCUGGGAUCCCUUCCAUCCAUCAGAAAAGGCAAACGGGAUUAUAGUUCGACAGUUCAUGGCUAGUGGCUCUACAGAAUACAUGUAUCCCAUGAAUCUCAGCACCAUAAUGGAAUUGGAUUCCAGGAUUUGAUGAUCACUUAGGGAACCACAUAUUUACCUUGAUAAGUCAAUGUCUUUCAUUUGUGCUGAAAUGUACCGAAAUUAGGAGUGUUGUCUUAAAAAAUAAUUCUAUGUAUUAUGUAGAGGCAAUCGGGAAUUAAAUCUCUCUUUCUGUCCUCUCGUAAACUUCUGGCCAAUGACAAUCUAUGAUUAGUUCAUUAGCUCAUAAUUCCCAAGAGGAAAAAACUUUCUUUAAUUUUAAAAUAUUAUUAAAAGAGAUUCGAAUAUUUUCUUUAA
Messenger RNA from Mangifera indica (mango), 1416 nucleotides. Its product is annotated as GDSL esterase/lipase At5g33370-like. The record is from RefSeq and is a predicted model, not a curated record. The transcript is spliced from 5 exons. NCBI's taxonomy places the organism in Eukaryota, Viridiplantae, Streptophyta, Magnoliopsida, Sapindales, Anacardiaceae. Gene Ontology annotation, molecular function: hydrolase activity, acting on ester bonds. Bases 5 to 1150 code for a protein of 381 amino acids.